Alosa sapidissima (American shad) is the source of this 1605-nucleotide messenger RNA. RefSeq names its product ras-related protein Rab-15-like. The transcript is spliced from 8 exons. NCBI's taxonomy places the organism in Eukaryota, Metazoa, Chordata, Actinopteri, Clupeiformes, Clupeidae. Bases 351 to 986 code for a protein of 211 amino acids. Gene Ontology annotation, molecular function: GTP binding; GTPase activity. The record is from RefSeq and is a predicted model, not a curated record.
CUUGUGUUGGUGAAUUCGGUAGCCAGAAAGUGGGCGUUACUUUGCAAGUUUCUGCGAGCAGCAAGAAUUUGUGCCUGCCCCCCCUCACGCGCUAUACCGCCCUCGAGGUGUGGAGGCUACAUGUGGAGGAGAUGGAUGCAGUGCCCCUUGCCAGAGCCCCUCUACUUCCCUGUCCGUCCGUGUCCGUACCUCUACCCAGCCUAAACAGCGAGACGCCCCAUUAGAGGUUUGAGCUCUAUUCGAAGAGGAAGUAAACUCAUGACCGGAUUGAUGAUGUCCAUGUUCUCGUCGAAGGACUAUGGGUCGCGCUAGUGUCACUGUCAGGUGAACAUCCUGGUAACUUUCUCAGCAUGGCGAAGGAAUACGAUGUUCUGCUUCGACUAAUGUUGCUUGGAGACUCCGGAGUCGGAAAAACCUGUUUGCUUUGGAGGUUCACGGAUGACGACUUUCACCCCUCUCACAUCUCUACUAUUGGAAUUGAUUUCAAGAUGAAAACACUAGAAAUCGAUGGCGUCAGAGUAAGAGUGCAGAUAUGGGAUACAGCAGGCCAGGAGAGGUACCAGACUGUCACCAAGCAGUAUUACAGGCGAGCACAGGGGAUCCUCCUGGUGUACGAUGUCACAAAUGAACACUCCUUUCAAGACAUUGUCAAAUGGGCCAGUGAUGUCGAUGAGUGUGCACCUGAGCGGGUGAAGUGGAUUCUGGUGGGGAAUAAGUGUGAUGAGAAGGAGAGAAGAGUCACUACUGAACAAGGGAAUAAGUUAGCAAAAACAUACGGAAUGGAUUUCUUUGAGACGAGUGCCUUCAGCAACUACAACAUCAAUGAGUGCUUCACGCGGCUCACGGAACUGGUACUACAUGCCAACAGGAAGGAACUGGACGGUCUGUCGCUGUCCAUUAGUGAUGACCUCAGCUCUGCUGGCCAGCGGUCGGUGGAAGUCAGCCAGAAGGUGGAGGAGAGCGCUGAGAGGACCUGCUCAUGUUAGACAGGAAGUAGCAUCCUCUGCCACCUGACGUACUGUACACCUCUGUAAGGUCACUCAGUUUGGGAGAAUCGAUGUUAUCAGUUCAGUGUGGGAGACUGAUUCCUAAAGAGUCCGGUCAGCUCCACAAUGACCAGUUAUUCAGCGUAGUCAGGGAAUACGCUGCAUGAACUGUUUACUUUUAUAAAAACAUGCCAGACGGCCUGUCCACAAUAAAAGGGCCACAGCCUGCUGUCCCUGUUGUUGCGCAGGUUCAACAGUAGGGGGCAGUAGCCUGCAUUUUCAUAAUGCCUGCAGUUGGUGAAUGUGUUCCUUUAAGUAAUACGCCUGUUUAGGACAGUUUGAAAAGACAGGCCAGAUGUGACGUCCCUGUGUUUGUGUCACCUGUCGGAAACACCUGCCCUGAGUGUGUGACACAGACUACUGAUCUCUCGUGGACACACCUAUUUAUGAAUGUAUUUCCUCCUGCAUUACGUUGUGUUUUUACUUGUGUACUAAUACUGUCUGUCAUGUGCUGCCUGCUGUGUCUGUUACAGGACACUCUGAUGUCCAGUGGUCACUCAUUAUUAAGUAUAUGUUGUCUUUGUUUACAAUGGAAAUAAAAAACACGUUUUCAAUAAUA